Chiroxiphia lanceolata (lance-tailed manakin) is the source of this 6740-nucleotide messenger RNA. RefSeq names its product solute carrier family 26 member 3 (gene SLC26A3). The transcript is spliced from 21 exons. Gene Ontology annotation, biological process: transmembrane transport. The record is from RefSeq and is a predicted model, not a curated record. The coding region runs from base 186 to 2453 and encodes 755 amino acids. Gene Ontology annotation, cellular component: membrane. Gene Ontology annotation, molecular function: oxalate transmembrane transporter activity; secondary active sulfate transmembrane transporter activity; chloride transmembrane transporter activity. NCBI's taxonomy places the organism in Eukaryota, Metazoa, Chordata, Aves, Passeriformes, Pipridae.
UUCUGAAGUGAAGAACAGCACAAGAUACCUGUAGUACCUCUGAAAAUUUCAAGGAUAUCUUUAUCCAUAAAAUCUUGGUGUGGUUUCUUCUGAAGAGCUUCCUCGAAGACAUACCAGGUUUUUAAGUGCCUAAGCCAGAGAGAAGCAUACACAAGUCGCCAUCCUUGCCCGACAUUUCAGAAGAAAUGGUUGAACCUGUGGGCAAUCACUAUGUUGUAGCCAGACCUGUGUACUCGGAGAAUUCAUUCAAUGAAGAGCAUGAGAAAUUGCACAGAUACCAUAAAACCUUUUGGGACCACCUGAAAGUCUAUUUCUGCUGCUCCCCACAAAAGGCCAAAAACUUUGCUCUGCGCUUGUUUCCUGUUGUCUCAUGGCUGCCAGCAUACCGCUUCAGGGAGUGGAUCCUGAGUGACAUCGUCUCUGGCAUCAACACAGGGCUCGUGGCUGUGCUACAAGGUCUCGCCUUUGCUUUGCUGGUGAAUGUCCCCCCCGGUUUUGGACUCUAUGCAGCAUUUUUCCCUGUCCUGGUCUAUUUUAUCUUUGGCACAUCCAGACACAUCUCAGUGGGUCCUUUCCCCGUCCUGAGCCUGAUGGUUGGAGGAGUCGUCACCAGGCUGGUCCCUGAUGACAGCACUGGAAAUGGCAAUUCCACAAAUAUCUCAGCAAUAGAUCAAGAGAGGGUGAUGGUGGCUGCAUCUGUAACCUUUCUUUCUGGGAUUUUUCAGUUGCUUCUGGGAAUUUUCCAGUUUGGAUUCCUUGUUAUUUAUUUAUCACAAUCAUUAAUCAGUGGUUUCACGACUGCUGCAGCUGUCCAUGUUUUGGUAUCUCAGCUGAAAUUCAUGUUUCAGCUACCUGUUCCUGGAUAUGUUAAACCGUUAGGCAUCAUUUAUACUCUGGAGAGCUUUUUCAGCCAGAUUACAAAUACAAACAUCGCUGACCUUGUCACAUCCCUGCUUGUCUUGCUUAUCGUGUUUGUGGUGAAAGAAAUGAACGAUCGAUACAAAGAAAAGUUACCAACUCCCAUCCCGAUCGAACUCCUUAUGACAAUCUUAGCAGCACUGAUUUCCUAUUUUGUUAACUUGGAAGAAAAAUUUAAUGUAGCUGUUAUUGGAAAACUACCGGGAGGGUUUCAAGCACCUGUUGCACCUGAUGUAGGUAUCCUCCAGAAAUGUAUUGGUGAUGGCUUUUCCAUUGGAAUCGUUGCAUUUGCAGUGGCCUUCUCUGUGGCUAAAGUGUAUUCCAUCAAGCAUGACUACUCAAUAGAUGCCAACCAGGAACUAAUUGCUUUUGGUCUGGGUAAUAUAGUUGGUGGAUCAUUCAAAGGAUUUGCCUCCAGCACUGCUCUGACGAGAUCAGGUGUGCAGGAGAGCACAGGAGGCAAAACACAGAUUGCUGGUAUUAUCUCAUCUGUCAUCGUCUUGGUUGUGAUCUUGGCCAUUGGGUUUCUCCUGGAACCAUUACAGAAGUCAGUCCUUGCAUCUUUGGCCCUUGGCAACUUGAAAGGAAUGCUCAUGCAGUUUAAGGAAGUAGGCAUCCUAUGGAGGAAAGACAAGUUUGACUGUAUCAUAUGGGUGGUGACUUUCUUAGCUACCAUCUUUCUUGGCCUGGACCUUGGACUAGCAGCAGCUAUGGCAUUCCAGCUGCUGACGGUGGUGAUCCGCUCCCAGAUUCCAAGCUGCGCUGUUUUGGCUAACGUUGGGAGAAGUAACAUCUACAGAAACAGGAAGGAUUACACUGAUAUCUAUGAGCCAGAGGGAGUGAAGAUUUUCAGAUGCUCCUCUCCGAUCUUCUUUGCUAAUAUUGAAUUCUUCAGAGAGAAACUCAUCACUGCUGUUGGCUUCAACCCACUGAGAGUCCUGAGGAAACGCAAUAAAGCUCUGAGGAAGAUCAGGAAGAUGCUGAAGAAAGGAGAGCUGCAAGUGACGCCUAAAGGCUUGAUUUCCAUGGCUAACCAUACAUAUGAGUCAGAUGAAGAAUUAGACAACAACAAAAUAGAGGAGCUGGACCAGCCCACCGACAUGACAGACUUGCCCAUUCAGAUCAACUGGGGCACUGACCUCCCCCCUGGCAUCACCGUGCCCCGGGUCAACAUCCACAGCAUCAUUCUGGAUUUCUCAUCAGUAUCCUUCCUCGAUUUUUCUGCUAUGACAGUCCUCAAAAAGACUUUGAAAGAAUUUGUCCGGCUGGACAUCGACAUUUACAUUGCUGGGUCACACGAGGGCCUCCUGGACAAACUGGAGAGAAGUGCAUUUUUUGAUGAGGAGAUUACGUCAUCCAUGUUUUUCCUCACCAUUCAUGAUGCCGUUUUACACAUUUUGCUGAAGAAGGACACAGCCAGCUCCCCAAAAUUAAAGCUCACUAAGGAGAACAGUAGAAGCAAUGACUAUGUCAUCAUCCCCAGGAAUGGACUGCACAGCCAGGAGUGCACAAUUCCAACAGAAACAAAAUUUUAGAUUUAAUUCUCUAAAUAUAAUAUCCUCCAAUGUAACAAUGUCACAGAAGACGAAUGCGGAUGCUAUCAUGAGCACGAAGAAAAGAAGGAUACUUUUAAAUACCUUAAGAAGGAUUUACUACAUGUGGUUAUGUUCCAAGUUUUGGAAUGGGCUUGUUAGUCUUUAUGUGUCUCUGUAUAUAUAUAUAUGUAUUUAUGUACAUAUAUGGAGGCUAAAAUUACACAGAUUUUCUUAUUUCAUACCAUAGUUUGUAGACAACUUGUACAGUUAAUAAAGAACAUAUAAAUAUUUGAAAUCUUGUAUUUUAUAGCACAGACUAAUAGUUAGGAGUGAUAUUUUAUCUUCAACUUGUAUAUAACUUAUAUAAAGUUUUCUUGAUGGUAAGAUAUUUAGUAGACUGAAUUAUUAAACUUGUUCUCAGCUCAGUACUAUGAUCAUAGUGUACACAGUGACUAACGUAUCUAUUGUAAAACACGAAGGUUGUUCAGGAAAGACACAGGAUGUAAAGAGCCAAACAUGACUCAUUAAUUUGGAUUGGGCUGGUGUAAAGUGCACACAAGAGGAUACGUUUAUAGUGAACAUCCGUAAGUAAUGACUUCAGUAACUGUGUACGUCUGGCUGCAUUUGUCAAAUACACCACCGAGGCAGCUCAUGAUCAGUGAGACCCCGUGUGUGGACAGAGGCGCUGGCCCCAGAGCUGGGCUCGGAGGGGCUGUGGGUGCAGAGCUGCCAGGCUGGACUGCUUGGGUCUAUGGACAGAUGCACAGAGGAAUUUAGCUUAAAGAGUCUACUAUGACACUCUGCACAACCCAGUCUGCGUGACUGCCAUCAAUUAAGUCCCGCUGAAAGUCUAAGGCUUGAAGAGGAACUACAUCACAACUUCUAGAGGAAAAAAAACAACCCCCAAAGUGACAGAACUUUUAAUUUUGCAUAACAAGGGCUGGAGGUAUAAAAAUCUUCAGCCUAAAGGGAAACGUAACCAUCUUUGGAGUCCUAAAGAAAAAGCAGUGUGAAAUCACAGAAGUUUUUUUUUUAAACCUAGUUUUAACUUUUAAUCAAGCUGGGGUGACCAAAAGUAUGCAUUUGGACUUGAAGUGAAAAAAGGCUGAAGGGAAGAGAAUGUAUUCUGGGUAAACCAGAAGCACAGUUUUUAUCUCGAUAGUAUGCAGAUCUUAAAAACAAAAUUUGAAGAAAACCAGACAGAAAUAAAUGGGGAGAAAUGCAGCUUGUUUUUAAAAAAGGUACAUAUACAUAUGCCACGUUCAAUUGGCACCUUCAUUUAGACAAACUGCCUUCCAAAGGGAAAUGAUAUCAACAUCACCUCUCUGAACCUGAGUAAAGCCUUCCGUGCCCUGCCACACAGGCAAUUUUUGAUGUCAUUGGAGAAGAUGGGAUGACUAAAGGCACUGAAGGGCAAAGGUGGAUUAUGCUAAAGACGAGGUGAUGACUAGGAGCUUUGAAAAGGAAACACCAGAACAGAGGGAGCACUAAUCUGUUAAUUUUUAUUUUUUUUUUAAAUCUGGAGUUAUCUGAUGAACUCUGCUAAUGAUACAAAGCUGGAAGUCAAUAUUAAAGUGAGGAGGUUUUGAAUACAGAAAGAAUGAGGUGAGCUUGAAGAGUGAGGUAGAGAAGUUCAGCUUUCAGAAAACACACUCAUGCAUUUGCAGAUGAAUAACAAGCUGUGGUUCUGUGGUGGGUGAUUGUGUGCCAACAUGGUACGGGAGAUGUGGCCCUCGGUGGCAAUCACAGAGAUGCUACGGGCAGCUCUCUGCAGACAGCAGACAGAUGGUGGGCAGUUGUACAAUCCUGCUGCACUUCUGAGUGGGACACAGCAGAUUCUCUGUCAAGUAUGUGCCAUGUGCCAGACACUGAGCACAGCAAUACCUGAAAACAGGUAUAAUCAGGACAUUGCCAAAUUCCUUUUCUACUGCAGCCUUCCAAAAACCAUAGAUUAUAUUAGAACAGAUUUUCCAGCAGGACAAGAAAGAUAUUAAUGCUACUGUGCAAUACACAGGGGAGAUUUCACUCUAAAUACUCUGAACUUCAGGACUGAGUUCUCCAGUUCAAGAAAGAUGAUAUCAAACUGCAACUAAUGAGGAAAAUAGUUAUGACAAUCUUUGUGGAAUGGAGAGCCUGUAUCUAAGGACUGGCAAAAAAGAGAAAUAGAUACAAGGAUUUAACCCAAAAGAGAGGAAAAGCUAUGCAAGAUAAAAAAUAGUAUUGUCCUGUGAGAGGAAAAAAUAAACUGGCCAAAAUUAAACAUUAGCAAGAUAUUAGAAGAUGGUUGCUCAUUUUUACAAUGGUGAGAUGAUUCUGCAACAUUCUUUCCAGCUAGAACAAGAGGAGCCAAACAAUAAACUACUUUUAAGAUGAGGUUUAAACAUAUUUAUGAAAAUCAUGACACCACAUCAUACCAGUUUAAUCUGAAUUGUCUGACUCAGGCUGUUCUUUCCACUCCUGGGCUCAUAUGUACCUAUACAGACCCAGGCAAACAUCCCUACUGAAAGCAAGUCAGCAGCAUAUGAAGCGCAGUAUGCGGUGGAAUAACACAUGUUGCACUUCAAAACCAUAUGGGAUUUGUUGACAGGCUUAAGAAAAAAUAUUCUUUUCUAAAUUGCCCUUUUCAGAACAAUUUAUUCCAAUACUAAUGACACUUCUGACACAGCACAGAGCCCCAGAGGAUAAAUCCCCCUUCUGAAACUAUUCACCAUUUCUUGAAUGGACAUGGUACUUAGACAGCCUUGACAAGAGAGCCUUGCACUCCCAUGCCACAUGUCCCUACCAGCUACUUGCCAUCCUCUUAAAUCACUUCACUCCUUAUUUUUCAGUGUUGACACCAGCAUAUUCCUGAUGCUUUAUGUGAUUUCCCCUCCAGGUACUGGUUAUUUCUGCAUUCAAAUCUGUUAUUCUAAUACUAACAUUCCUCUGAGCAGUUUACCCUCAUGCAGAUUAUAGCACAGACCUCUUGUUGUGGGAUAUCAUGGAGAUUCAGAUUUACUGCUUCAUUCUUGAGACAGGGACCUUCAGAAACCUGGGUAUUUAGGUUUCCAACUGUCCUCCAUCAGGCACUGCUGCUGCUCAGUUAGAGCCCUACCAUAUAUCACUUCUUAAUAUUUUACUCAUGAAUUAAGCCAAAAGGCAAAUGUCAUACCUGCUUUCUUUUUGGUAAGCUGACAGGCAUCGUGUUAAUUCAUCAUGACAUAUCCUGAGCCUACCUCUCCUCAGCACAGUGCAGAUGCUCCAUAACUAAAUAAUGGGCAUUUUGCAGCCGGCGAGAGGGAUGGAAAAUAAGAAGCCACAGAGCCUGCGAUGCUCAAGCCUACUCUCAAGGCUGGUUUUCACUUUGUCUUGCAGAAGAGAUUGCCUGUGUGAAAUAUAGAAACAAAAAAUUAAAAGUUUAUUCAAGGUCUAGGGCCCAAUAGAGAGAGGAUUAUAACAUGCAAAUUGAAAUUUUUUUCAAUUUCAAACUUUCUAUUAAGAAAGAAGUUAUCUUUAAGCACUUCUUCACUGAAAUGUCACUCACAGUUCUCUAUUCCUCAUCCUUGUGCUGAAUGAAGUUUAUUUUCUCACUCUUUAUGCAUCUUCUCCCUUCUGCUUCCUUAGAAAAUGCCUCAAAGUCUACCUAAUCCAGAAAUGGCUGAAGUUCUUCCAUGAAACAUUAUUACAUAAAAAUGGAAACAUUCCUGCCUGCUUGCAGACAUUAUCACUCUUCCCAUUACUAGAACUGUAUUACGUGUCCUUCUGGCACUCAAGAAUCACUUCCAUUCUAUUAUCAAAAUUGCUUAUUAAAGUUUCAUAAUGACUGAGCUAACUUACCAGCUUCCUGCUGCUAUUCCACCCAUACCUUUUCUGGAUGUAUGUUGCAUUUUUUAAUAUUUUAAUCUCUUGCACUAAUGAAAAAAACCCAACAAAUUAAUGCCCCAUACUUAGAGAAUAAGGACAUCCAAUUCAGAGUAGGAAAACUUUCUGAAGUUGCUGUCUUAUGGCUAAGUCAAGACUGAAAGAAGCUUUAAAAUUCAUUAUUCUCACUCACACUGCCCUAACGAAUGCAGUCAGUUCAGUUUACAAACUUGUAUGAAUCACUAGUGUGACUAAAAUAUGUGAACACAGUGAAAAACCUCACAAUUGUGAAGGCACAAUUACUACAUCAAGAUGAUUUAUGAAGUGCUAAGAAUUGUUUUUAACCUCAUAAAAUAAAAACUUGGGAAAAGGGAAAAUACAACUUGUAUGAUACUGGUAUUUACUUCAGAAAUGUAAUCCGGAUGAAAAUGAACCCAACUCUUGCAC